AUGGGUGACCUUGGUUUAGCCCCUCCAGACUACCUCUCACAAAGCUUUUGUGUGCCUGAAAAAAUAAGCUACAGCCAUAAAGUCCUCCAGGUUACCUCCUGCAAGGUGCUACAGGAGCAGCAGGUGAGGACGCUCUUUGUCAGUGGGUUGCCUCUGGACAUCAAGCCCCGGGAACUUUACCUGCUCUUCAGGCCCUUUAAGGGCUACGAAGGGUCUCUCAUCAAACUCACCUCCAAGCAGCCCGUGGGCUUCGUCAGCUUUGACAGCCGCUCCGAGGCAGAGGCGGCCAAGAACGCGCUGAACGGCAUCCGCUUCGACCCCGAGAUCCCUCAGACGCUGCGGCUGGAGUUUGCCAAGGCCAACACCAAGAUGGCCAAGAGCAAGCUGGUGGGCACCCCCAACCCCAGCACGCCUCUCCCCACCGCCGUACCUCAGUUCAUCGCCCGAGAGCCCUAUGAGCUCACAGUGCCUGCACUUUACCCCAGUAGCCCUGAAGUGUGGGGGCCAUACCCUCUGUACCCAGCGGAGUUAGCACCUGCUCUACCUCCUCCUGCUUUCACCUAUCCCGCUUCGCUGCACGCCCAGAUGCGCUGGCUCCCACCCUCCGAGGCUGGUUCUCAGGGCUGGAAGUCCCGUCAGUUCUGCUGA
This is a messenger RNA of Merops nubicus (carmine bee-eater), 648 nucleotides long. RefSeq names its product RNA binding protein with multiple splicing (gene RBPMS). Gene Ontology annotation, molecular function: mRNA binding. Bases 1 to 648 code for a protein of 215 amino acids. The record is from RefSeq and is a predicted model, not a curated record. Lineage: Eukaryota; Metazoa; Chordata; Aves; Coraciiformes; Meropidae. The transcript is spliced from 7 exons.